AUGCUGUGCUCCAUGCUGUGCUCCGUGCUGUGCUCCAUGCUGUGCUCCAUGCUGUGCUCCAUGCUGUGCUCCAUGGCUGUGCUCCAUGCUGUGCUCUGUGCUGUGCUCCAUGGCUGUGCUCUGUGCUGUGCUCCAUGCUGUGCUCCAUACUGUGCUCCAUGCUGUGCUCCAUGCUGUGCUCCAUGGCUGUGCUCCAUGCUGUGCUCCGUGCUGUGCUCCAUGGCUGUGCUCUGUGCUGUGCUCCAUGCUGUGCUCCAUGGCUGUGCUCUGUGCUGUGCUCCGUGCUGUGCUCCAUGGCUGUGCUCUGUGCUGUGCUCCAUGCUGUGCUCCAUGGCUGUGCUCCGUGCUGUGCUCCAUGCUGUGCUCCAUGCUGUGCUCCGUGCUGUGCUCCGUGCUGUGCUCCAUGCUGUGCUCCAUGGCUGUGCUCUGUGCUGUGCUCCAUGCUGUGCUCCGUGCUGUGCUCCAUGCUGUGCUCCGUGCUGUGCUCCAUGGCUGUGCUCCAUGCUGUGCUCCAUGCUGUGCUCCAUGGCUGUGCUCUGUGCUGUGCUCCAUGCUGUGCUCCAUGGCUAUGCUCUGUGCUGUGCUCCAUGCUGUGCUCCAUGGCUGUGCUCUGUGCUGUGCUCCGUGCUGUGCUCCAUGCUGUGCUCCAUGCUGUGCUCCGUGCUGUGCUCCGUGCUGUGCUCUGUGCUGUGCUCCAUGCUGUGCUCCAUGCUGUGUUCCAUGCUGUGCUCCGUGCUGUGCUCCAUGCUGUGCUCCAUGGCUGUGCUCCAUGCUGUGCUCCGUGCUGUGCUCCGUGCUGUGCUCCAUGGCUGUGCUCCAUGGCUGUGCUCCAUGCUGUGCUCCGUGCUGUGCUCCGUGCUGUGCUCCAUGCUGUGCUCCAUGCUGUGCUCCAUGGCUGUGCUCCAUGCUGUGCUCCAUGCUGUGCUCCAUGCUGUGCUCCGUGCUGUGCUCCAUGGCUGUGCUCUGUGCUGUGCUCCAUGCUGUGCUCCAUGCUGUGCUCCAUGGCUGUGCUCUGUGCUGUGCUCCGUGCUGUGCUCCGUGCUGUGCUCCGUGCUGUGCUCCAUGCUGUGCUCCAUGCUGUGCUCCGUGCUGUGCUCCAUGCUGUGCUCUGUGGCUGUACAGUCCCACAAGGGCUUGUCGGCCUGGGAACAUGAUGCAGUGGCAGACUCGUAG
Molecule: messenger RNA, 1173 nt
Organism: Dipodomys spectabilis (banner-tailed kangaroo rat)
Lineage: Eukaryota; Metazoa; Chordata; Mammalia; Rodentia; Heteromyidae
Product: keratin-associated protein 9-1-like
Exons: 1
Coding region: 1-1173 (390 amino acids)
Source: RefSeq, a predicted model, not a curated record